AUGUUCUCCAAGAUUGCAGCCUUUGCUCUACUGGUAGCUGUAGCACACAGCAGCGCCAUCAACGGUGCUAAUUACAACAGCUUCUCAUAUGGAGUUUCGGACCCUUACACCGGAGAUGUGAAGAGCCAACACGAGACUCGCGUGGGUGACAACGUGGUCGGACAGUACUCCUUGUUGGAAUCUGACGGCUCUCGUCGGACUGUGGACUACGCUGCUGACGCACACUCCGGAUUCAACGCUGUUGUACGCAAGGACCCCGCUCUGAUCGCUCACGCCGCCCCCGCUGUCGUCGCACACGCCGCUCCUGUUGCCGCUGGUUUUGUCGCUCCCCUCGCAAGAUCUGCCUACUACGCUUCCCCCUUAUCCUACGGAGCCGUAUCCUCUCCUCUCGUCUACAACUCAUACUCCGCUCCUCUUGUACACGGUGCUAUCGCUGCUCCUCUUCCCCGGUCUCUCUCUUAUGGAGCCUACGGUGCUUACGGACUCGGAUAUGCUGCUCGGUUAGGAUGGUAA
Danaus chrysippus (African queen) is the source of this 513-nucleotide messenger RNA. NCBI's taxonomy places the organism in Eukaryota, Metazoa, Arthropoda, Insecta, Lepidoptera, Nymphalidae. The record is from the annotation of a GenBank genome assembly.